Cladocopium goreaui is the source of this 727-nucleotide messenger RNA. The record is from the annotation of a GenBank genome assembly. NCBI's taxonomy places the organism in Eukaryota, Dinophyceae, Suessiales, Symbiodiniaceae.
AAGCAGGGCAAGCAGGGCCGUGCGAGGGCAAGGUUCUGCCUUGCCGGGCCAAGCCUGUGAGUUUGGCCACCGUUGCUGUCUGCCAUGGAUGAGUGGAGCCUGAAGAAACGGAAAGAGGACAAGAUUUGCGCACUGGGUCUUCAUAGUCCUGGUGCUGAGAAAAUCAACGCAAUCAACGCCCGGAGAGCUGAACUUCUGCGUGAACAGAAGGCUUUGGCAAAAGGCCUUCGGCGUCUCGUGGGUGAGGACAUUGUCGUCCAGAGAGGCAAUGUAAAGGCACAGCAGGUUGCUGUCAAGAAGUCCCGUCAGCUCUUUGCACCAAUGGAGUGUCAUCAUGCCAAGCUGCCGAGUGAAGAAACAGAGGGGUUGGCGCAGACGCUGCAAAGCGUUCUCAGAGUUUCGCAGGAGUUGGACACUUUACAGAAGGAGGUGCAGCAGCUGCAGAAGGCUGAAAAGCACGAGCAACAGAACGGCACACAGGCUGUCGCAGUCAACAGUCUGCAUGACUGGUUUGGCAGAUAUGGCGAGCCGCAUCGGCAGUCACAGCCAGAGGAAAUGGCACGCUCAUUCAUUAUGAAGCCACGCAGACUUCCCUUCCUAGGUACGUCAAACGCUGUCACUUUGCGGCCGGGCCACCUCAUCAAAUGAGAGCUCUCUUGGCGUGGAGCAAUGUAGGACACUUUCUAUGACACGAUGGCCUCAACCUGACUGUCUGCGUUGCGCCCAU